Molecule: messenger RNA, 1512 nt
Organism: Colletotrichum phormii
Lineage: Eukaryota; Fungi; Ascomycota; Sordariomycetes; Glomerellales; Glomerellaceae
Product: 2-nitropropane dioxygenase
Exons: 1
Coding region: 269-1324 (351 amino acids)
Molecular function (GO): nitronate monooxygenase activity
Source: RefSeq, a predicted model, not a curated record
UGUGAAUUCCCCGCAACAGAGCUCCCCCCAACCCCACACUCUUCACCCCGGAUUUACCCAGGUGCUUCGGCACGACUCUCGACGACUAGCUCCAAGCGUGUCAUUAAAGCUUUUUUUAUCCUUGGCUUCUCGUUGCGUUUCUUGCCUUGUUCAUCACCAUACGCUUGUUUUGUACACUUCCUCGCCUGACACUGUAGGAUACCAGAUUGAGCACGACUGCCAGCACAACACACCAAGACCAGUGUAAGACAACAGACACCAAGACAAGAUGGCACCCUCCGGCCCCAUCACAACACCCAUAACCCAACUCCUGGGCAUCAAACACCCAAUCCUCCUCGCCGGCAUGGCCCGCACCUCGGGCGGUCCCUUGGCCGCAGCCGUCUCCAACGCAGGCGGCCUAGGCGUCAUCGGCGGCUUCCAGUACACCCCCGACCAACUCCGCGAGAUCAUCGCCGAGAUGAAGGCCAAUUUCAAGGCCCCCGAUCUCCCCUUUGGCGUAGACCUCGCGCUGCCGCAGGUCGGCGGGAACGCGCGCAAGACGAACCACGAUUACACGGGCGGCAAGCUCGACGAGCUGAUUGACAUCACCAUCGCCUCGGGCGCGCGGCUGUUUGUGAGCGCGGUCGGGGUGCCCCCCAAAGACGUGAUUGAGAGGUUGCACGGGGCGGGGAUCUAUGUCAUGAACAUGGUGGGACAUCCAAAGCAUGCGGUGAAGGCGCUCGAGUUGGGGGUUGAUAUCGUGUGUGCGCAGGGCGGGGAGGGAGGGGGCCACACGGGGGACGUGGCGAAUUCGGUGCUGAUCCCCGCGGUGGUGGACGUCGCGAGGCGGUAUCGCCCACCGAUGCUCAAGGGGUCGACGGCGCUUGUCGUUGCCGCGGGCGGGAUGUAUAACGGGAGGAGUCUGGCGAGUUCGUUGAUGCAGGGGGCCGUGGGCGUGUGGGUUGGCACGCGGUUCGUGGCGAGCGUGGAGGCGGGUUGUAGCGAGGAGCACAAGGAGGAAGUUGUGUCGUGCGGGUUUGAGGGGACGGAGAGGACGCUUGUGAUUAGUGGGCGGCCGUUGAGGAUGAAGACGAAUGAGUAUAUCCGGGGGUGGCAUGCGCGGCCGGAGGAGAUUAGGAGGUUGACGGAGGGCGGGACGGUGCCGAUUGAGUUUGAUUUUGAGCAGGGGAGGGAGGAUAUUGAGAUUCCGCAUUUGAUGGGGCAGGUUGCUGGUGCGAUUGACAGGAUUCAGCCGGCGGGGGAGAUUGUGGAGGAGAUGGUCACGGAGGCGGUUGAGCAGUUGCGGCUUGGGGAGGUUUAUCUUGGGGGACGGAGUAGGCUUUGAGAUGUGGUGUACGAUGUUGUACGAGUUGAGAAUUGACUACAUAUGAAAUGGGUAUUGUGAUGUCGUGUCGGAUAAGAUCAUUACGCUUCAUCCUCGUCCUCCGUCUCCGUCUCUGGGAAACCUAGACAAACUCCCCCACACGGAUCCGCGUGUUCCCCCACCCCUCCGCCAACGUCCUGACCUCCUCC